AUGAAUAUGGAUGGAUUUAAAGCCUCUCAAAUGAAGGCAAUCGAUACAAUGUCGAGUAUUAAAAAAACUCAAAGUUCAACAUCCUCAUCUUCAUCCUCGACAUCAAAUGCAUUUAGAUAUCAACCUAAAACAUCCUCUUCUUCAACCGCUUCAAAUUAUUCAGCAAAAUCAUCAAUUUAUACAUCACAUUCUUUAAAACCACAAAAAGAAAAGCAAAGCACCAGAGUUAUUUUCGAUAUUUUAAGCUAUUUGAAAACAUUAGAGGGUAUGCCAGCAGACACUAAAGAGAUUAUGAAUAAUACCAACCAUUCAAUUGAGGAUAGGCCAGAUAUUUUAGAAUUGUUAAGAAAUAAUCCCAAGGUUAUAGACCAUGGCGACGAUAAAUUUUCAUAUAAACCAUUAUUUAAUGUAAAAAAUAUUAAAGAGAUUUUAGAGCUUGUAAAUAAACAUCCAGGAGGCAUUUUGGCAUCAGAUAUAGCAGAGUCAUAUAACCAAGCAGAAGCAGAUGUUAAAAAGUUAAAAGAAACCAAACAGGUCUAUGCAAUUAAAUCGAGCGACAACACUCACAUAGAUAUGUUAUUCCCAAAUGAUGAAAAGUAUAGAGUACCAGUUUCGCAAGAAUUAAUCGACAUGUGGAAAUCAAUUAAGGUGCCAACUGAAGCAGAUUUAGAGAAAGAAAUGAAAGAUGCAGGUCUAUCUGUUGUAGAGUCUGCUGAAACUAUUAAAGUUAUCUCUAGAGAAAAGAAGAAAGAAAGAAAGAAGAGAAUUACAAAGGUUACCAAUACUCACAUUGAAAACUUUAAUCCAAACGAUGAUGUCCCUCAACUUGGAAGUAAACCGUUAAACUAA
Messenger RNA from Dictyostelium purpureum, 849 nucleotides. RefSeq lists its product as uncharacterized. Gene Ontology annotation, biological process: transcription initiation at RNA polymerase II promoter. Lineage: Eukaryota; Evosea; Eumycetozoa; Dictyosteliales; Dictyosteliaceae. The coding region runs from base 1 to 849 and encodes 282 amino acids. The transcript has a single exon. The record is from RefSeq and is a predicted model, not a curated record. Gene Ontology annotation, cellular component: transcription factor TFIIE complex.